AUGGAGCAGCUCGGCCGGUGUCUCAACUUGUGCGAGAACCUCUCGCAGUGCGACCUCACGGGGGUCGGACUCACGGAUGAGCCGUGCAGAGCUUUGUUCUCCACCCUCAAAUUCAACGUGGUGCUGAACGAGCUAAACAUCUCCCGGAACCAGAUCAGCCCCACCGGCGCCGCCGCGAUCGCCGACACCCUCAAGGGCAACGGGGUCUUGACCAGCCUAAACCUCCAGACCAACUUCAUCCGCGACGAGGGCGGGGCCGCGAUCGCCGAGGCGCUGCAGGGCAACGCGGUGCUGACCGACUUGAACCUCUUCAACAACAAGAUCGGCCCCGAGGGUGGCGUCGCGAUCGGCAAGGCGCUCGCCGUCAACGGGGUAUUGACCGAGUUGCGGCUCGGCGUGAACGGACUCGGCGACAAGGGCGCCAAGGCGCUGGCCUCCGCUCUGCGCGUCAACGCGGUGCUGAAAAACCUCAACCUCGCCAACAACCAGAUCCGCGACCAGGGCGCCGCUGCGAUCGCGGAAGCGCUGCGCGGCAACGGGGUGCUGAAAACCCUUGACCUCCGCUACAACGUGUUCGGCUCCGAGGGCGCCGCCGCGAUCGCCGAGGCGCUGCGCGGCAACGCGGUGCUGACCGAGCUUGUGCUCGGCGACAACAACAUCGGCGACGAGGGCGCCAAGGCGAUCGGCGGCGCUCUCGCGGUCAACGGGGUGCUGAAAACCCUCAACCUCUACAACAACCGCAUCGGCAACGAGGGUGCCAAGGCGCUAGCAUCCGCUCUUCGCGUCAACGCGGUGCUGACCACCCUCAACCUCGGCAACAACAACAUCCGCGCCGAGGGCGCCGCCGCGAUCGCCGAGGCGCUGCGCGGCAACGCGGUGCUGAACAACAUCAACCUCCGCUUCAACGCUUUGGGCGAGGGGAAGGGAGCGAUUCGAGAUGCGGUGAGCGGGCGGGAAGGGGUGCUGAAAACUCUCUACCUCAACGGCAACGAGAUCGGCGACGAGGGCGCCAAGGCACUGGCUUCCGCUCUGCGCGUCAACGCGGUGCUGAAAAACAUCGACCUCCGCUACAACAGUUUGGGCGACGAGGGGAAGGGAGUGAUUCGAGAUGCGGUGAGCGGGCGGGAAGGGCUGAAGCUCGAGAUGUGA
Molecule: messenger RNA, 1149 nt
Organism: Emiliania huxleyi CCMP1516
Lineage: Eukaryota; Haptophyta; Isochrysidales; Noelaerhabdaceae
Exons: 2
Coding region: 1-1149 (382 amino acids)
Biological process (GO): nucleocytoplasmic transport; activation of GTPase activity
Cellular component (GO): nucleus; cytosol; perinuclear region of cytoplasm
Molecular function (GO): small GTPase binding; GTPase activator activity
Source: RefSeq, a predicted model, not a curated record